Molecule: messenger RNA, 834 nt
Organism: Lachancea nothofagi CBS 11611
Lineage: Eukaryota; Fungi; Ascomycota; Saccharomycetes; Saccharomycetales; Saccharomycetaceae
Source: the annotation of a GenBank genome assembly
AUGACAACGGUUCAGAAGCAGGAACUGUCUGUCUUUGAUGACCACUCGACACUUUCCAAAGCGUUGUUCGAGCAGGGCGAGCACCACGUUCUUUUUGUAACAAGUAAGCUUGGGACAUCUCCCCCAUGGCUAAUAAAUGCUUUAGUGGAAACACAGGUUUUUGGAGCUCCUCUGACACUGAACGAAUCGAGCUCUAGCGCCGCUAAUAGAGCCCACAGCCGCUUGCCUAUUGCGAACAGUGACAAGAAGGCAGCAAUUAUCGCAUCAUGGUUACACAGCAGUGACUAUUUCCACUCGGCCCUUGGCAAGCUCAAAAUUGACCAAAACAGAUACCAAGUCCAUGACUAUUUAACCGACUUUGUGUUAAAAAACCACGAUAAGCCGGCCAGCAAAGUUCUCAAGUCGCUAAUACAAGAAUUGACUAUGCAAUCGGCUACUGAUUUACUCAUCCUGGAGCAACCGGAAUUACUUAUGCAUUUACUAAACAUUACUAGCGAUGUGCUUCACUUGGACUUUAUCAACCCUUUGACGAGAAUUAUACCUGUGGUAGUAAUUGUAAGUUAUACAGAGUCUUACGACAACCCAGGUGCUGAUUCAACGGAAAGGCUUUCCCCGGACAUGAUUGAACAGAUUAGGUUUCUGAACGGCUGUUUCUUCAAAAGUAUCGUUGUCUUUGGGAUUAAACCAUUGAUGACAGGCCGGGCUAAAGAUAUUACCGGCACGCUUACCAUCUCCAGAGGCGGAGCUUCGCUCUCACAUCUUCCUAUAAACGUGGCCGAAAAUGAAUAUUUGUUCCACACUCAAAAGGACGCUACCAAGCUUUUUUAUCGAUGA